CACGAUGGCAACUCCGUUGAAGCUGGUCGUGGAGGGCAUGCGAUGCCAGAGCAAGUGCGCCCGACGCAUUCGAGAAGCGCUCGAGGGCGUCCCUGGCGUCGCGUCCGCGGACGUGCGGUUCCAAGACAAGAGCGCGAUCGUCACGUUUGCCGAUGGUCACGCGCCAGUGUCUGUGGUGGACCUGAUCCAGACCGUCCGUGGGCUGGAUGCAGGCCUCAACAAGCACUACGACGCCUACCUUCCAGAUGAUGACCGGCGUGCGCGAACUGUUGUGCUCCACAUCGAGGGGAUGAGCUGUAUGCAGAACUGUGCACGCAAGGUAGAAGGCGCACUCGCCAACGCGGCCGGCGUCAAGUCGGCCAAAGUCAACUUUGAACAGAAACAAGCUACGGUAGUCAUUGAGCCUGGCAGCCGCAUCACCGAAGACGACUUGAUCUCGACAGUUCAGGGUGCCGGGAAGAAGUUUAUCGCGUCCGUGUACGUCAGCUCGCCUCGUUUGGAGGCGUCCGAACAGCAGCACAACGCCUCACGAGACAGACUUCCAUCGGUCGUUCCUGCCGCUAUUGCUCCUAGCAAGGCUCCUGCCGCCAAGCCAUCCGGGACUGCGUCGUCGCGUGUCACCCUGGCUGUGUCGGGCAUGACGUGCAACUCGUGCGCCAAUUCCGUCGAGUCGGCUUUACGGGCCACCGCCGGUGUCGAAUCUUGCGUCGUAAACUUUGCCACGGAGAGCGCAAACGUCAAAUUUGUGCCCGCGACGAUCGGGAUUCGAUCGCUGAUUGAAGUCAUCGAAGGCAUUGGGUACAAAGCAUCGGUUGUGACUGGCAGUGCUGUGGUCCAGUCGGACGACAACCGGCAAGCCGACAUUGCCAAGUGGCGCAGCAACUUUUUCGUCGCGCUCGUGUUCACGUUCCCGAUCAUGAUCGUCAUGACGUUGCUGGACAACAUUGCGCCGAUCGCGUCCGGGCUGCACACCCCCGUGUUCGACGUCAAGGGGUCUACGUGGAAUAACCUCAUUCUGUUCUUGCUGGCGACUCCCGUUCAAUUUUAUUGCGCGCGUCGCUUUCACGCCGACGCGUGGAAUGGUGUGAAGCAUCGGUCCCUCGGCAUGUCGUUCCUCGUGUCCAUGGGCACGAACGCCGCGUAUUUUUUCGCCGUCUUCAGCGAUCUCCGCUGCUUGUACCUCCAUGACCCGAGCUUUGGGGUUCCAGACAUGUACAUGACGUCGUCGAUGCUUGUGACGUUCAUCGCGUUGGGCAAGACGCUGGAGGCGAUCGCAAAGGGCCGGACGAACGAAGCGUUGCGCAAGCUGUUUGACCUGCAAGCCAAGGUGGCGACUCUCGUGGUGACGACGGACGGCCACCCCUCCAUCGAAAAUGUCGUCCCGAUUGAAUUGGUCCAACGUGGCGACAUCCUCAAGGUCGUCCGCGGGACGAGCGUGCCAGCCGACGGCGUUAUCACGCAGGGUGAAGGCCGCUUGGAUGAGUCCAUGCUGACGGGGGAAUCGCGCUUGAUCAAAAAGAGCGCGGACGACACUGUCCUUGGCGCGACGAUAAACGUGGACGGGCUCUUCUACAUGCGUGUGACGGGUGUGGGUCGCGACACAGCAUUGAGCCAAAUCGUGCGCCUGGUCGAAGACGCACAAACGUCGAAAGCGCCGAUUCAAGCGUAUGCGGACCAGGUAGCUGCGGUGUUUGUGCCGGUCGUUGUCGUGCUGUCGACGGUGACGUUGCUCGUGUGGUACGCUCUGGGCACGUUCGGGAUGGUCGACUUGCCCCAGCACACGAGUGCCUUUUUGUUUGCGUUCAAUUUUGCCAUCUCGACGCUGGUCGUGGCAUGUCCGUGCGCGUUGGGGUUGGCGACGCCGACGGCUGUGAUGGUCGGGACCGGCGUCGGGGCAUCGCUGGGCAUCCUCAUCAAGGGCGGCGAGCCACUCGAGGCUGCCAACCACGUCGACACGGUGCUUUUCGACAAGACGGGCACCCUCACGAACGGGACACCGUCGGUGACGGACGUAAUCGUUCUUUCGUCUGCCGACGACGACGACGACGGCACCAUGUUGACCCCGGACGACCUAGUGUUCCUCGCGGCGUCGGCCGAGCUUGGCAGUGAGCAUCCCCUUGGCCGUGCAAUUGUAAAUCACGCCAAGCUUCUCGCCAAGCCGCUGGAGGCCCCCGUGACGUUCCGGGCUGUGUCGGGGAAGGGCAUUUCCGUCGAGCUUCAAAACGACACGGUGCACUUGGGCAACUUGGACUAUAUGAACGAGUGUGGCCUUCAGUGGGGCAAGAGUCGCAUGGGGCGACAGGGCUCGAUGGACGAACGUGCCAAGCUGGAAGCCGCUGGCAAGACCGUCAUCUACAUGGGGUUGUGCGACCGCGUCGUGGCGCUGUUUGGAAUUUCGGACGCCGCCAGAGCCGACGCACGAAGUACCGUUGCCCAGCUGCAUGCCCGUGGCAUGGCUGUGUACAUGGUCACGGGCGACAACCGACGCACGGCGCAUUGGAUCGCAGAGCAAGUCGGGAUUCCAGUGCACCACGUGAUGGCGGAAGUCUUGCCAUCCAACAAAGUCGCCAAGGUCCAAGAGCUCCAGGCGUCGGGGCGAGUGGUCGCCAUGGUUGGCGACGGUAUCAACGACGCCCCAGCGCUGGCGCAGGCAAACCUGGGCAUUGCCAUCGGAGCCGGCACCGACAUCGCCAUGGAAACCGCUCAGAUGGUCCUCAUGAAGAGCUCGCUCAAGGAUGUGGUGGUCGCGUUUGAUUUGUCCCAGACCAUCUACCGCCGCAUCCAACUCAACUUUGUGUGGGCCAUGGGGUAUAACAUCGUGCUGCUUCCGCUGGCGGCCGGCGUCCUCUACGGCUUCCACAUCGAGAUCCCGCCCAUGUUUGCCGGAGCCGCCAUGGCGUUCUCGUCCGUGUCGGUUUUGGCGUCGUCGCUCGCGCUCAAGUGGUACCAGCCCCCGACAGAGUUCACCAUUCCCCACAUCCGCCCCCGCGUCGACAAGACGGACGAACGCACACCGUUGCUGCAGGUGUAGUUAUAUGAACGUGGUUAGGUAGUACAGGUCUAUUCAUGCGCAUCUCGUCGCGUCCUUUGUAGCGAUGCAUGACGACCACCGCAUGCAUGGCUGCCUGAACUGAACGGGGCUCCACACGCCAUCGCCGCAACCGAGCAUCACUCGCGUCGUCGAUGCGUUCGUUCUGCGGCGAGUCGCCGUUCCCAAUCGCAUUGAAAGUGGAAUGGACAAGCUCGACCAUCGAGUGCAGCCAUGAAUCAGCGUCAGAUCCGCUUGCUUGUGCAGAUUAUCUCACUCCUCUCCUGCCCUUGUCCCCACGUCUCACAGCGCAUUCGCUCGACCUGUCCUACAUGUCCACGUAGCGGCGCGUGCGUACACUGCCGCGACAUCUUCGUCGGGAGGCACUUGCCAGGGGAACGUCCCUUGUUGCAUGUUUAGUACUUCAUUGUGCCACGCCCUGGAUUGAGCCAUGGCAGCCCGUGUGAAUAUGCACUUCAUCGCGCAGGCCGUGUCGUUGUAAGAGCCGUUUGGUCGGUUCGCUGUUGACGUCAAACGGAGCAGGUCCAUCCUCUUGAAGGAAAACCAUGGCUGCAGACAACGGCGACGGACCUUCGCACGCGGUCGAGGAUGAACGCGAGUGGUCUACCCUGGUCAACGGGCGGAGUUGUUGGACGAGUUGUCGACCACUAUCCAAGCUUGCAAGACCAAGAGCAUUCCGCGUCGCUGGGAUGGGCAACGUGAGCGGGAAUACGUGGACAGGAAAUGCGCCACCGUUGAGGUUGUGCAACCCUUGGGCGAGUGAAUAGCGGCGGCGGACACCGAUUGCAGCCCAAACAUCACCGAGCAGUUGACGCUGUGGCACCAAACCAACGGAGUGGACCUUGACGUUCAAGUGCGCCCACGACGAAUCGGACCUGGAAGGCGUGCGCAAGGCGGACGCUGUGUAACAGCGGCGCGACACGAGAUAUAUUGUGUCGAUGUGACGUCGAGCGUCGCGACAAGCAACCGCAGGACGCGAGUCUGUUGUCGGACGCGCCGCCCAUCCCGUACUUCAUGGACAU
This is a messenger RNA of Aphanomyces invadans, 4071 nucleotides long. Its product is annotated as copper-translocating P-type ATPase, variant. Gene Ontology annotation, cellular component: membrane. The transcript has 7 exons. Gene Ontology annotation, biological process: monoatomic cation transport; copper ion homeostasis. The coding region runs from base 5 to 3031 and encodes 1008 amino acids. NCBI's taxonomy places the organism in Eukaryota, Oomycota, Saprolegniomycetes, Saprolegniales, Verrucalvaceae. The record is from RefSeq and is a predicted model, not a curated record. Gene Ontology annotation, molecular function: ATP hydrolysis activity; P-type divalent copper transporter activity; ATP binding.